AUGACUCGCAACCUUGUUCUUAUAAACGCUGCCAACUUGUACAUAGCGAAGUCAUAUGAUCUAUUUGUUUCCGAGAAUGAUAUGGUUUUUAAGCACAUCAAAAGGAUGAUCCCGCGAACGUUGGAUCCUCGAAGUAGAAGGCUACUGCAGCGACUCGAUACUGAUAAACCGAUUAACGUGAUGGUUGCAAUUUACCGAAUGGCUAUCUGUCUUGAUCUGCACCUUUUGGCUGCUCAGAUAAUCCGCGAGACUGUGUGGCAAUCUUUCCAGACCGGAAUGGGCUCUUUUUUGGAACUGCUUAAUUACCAUAACAUCUCACUAUAUAUUGAUCUGACGUGCGUCAAACAUCCGCAAACAGACGCGCAAGACUUAAGACAGGUGUUCCAUAUUGUCUCGCUUUACGAUAUGGCAGUUACCAAACAUAACAGCAGAGAAAUUAAACAGAUUCCAUUGUAUCCAUUCACCUCGUCGCAAAUCACGGCUAUCCUGGAGAAGGCAUCAUCCAAGGGCUCUGACACAGAACUUUGCAGGCUCGUGAUACGCGAGUUGGGUUCAAAGCUCGCUGGAAAUGGAGAACUCUUUUCUCGCUAUUCUUCGAAUACAGAUACCAAGACAAUGACAGAAAUUGGCUACCAGAACUCAGUCGACGAGUUUCUGAGAUUUUGCUACAGAUUUAUUGAGGAAAGGGCUUCUCGAAAAGAUGCUGCCGCUGUAUACAGCACAUGGCUGGUAAUAGAGCCGUUUCACAACGUAUUUUACAAUUCUGCAUUAGAUACCAUGAACAACAACCCGCAAAAUGGAUAUUACUAUUACCAUGUUAUGUCGAAAAUUGUGAGCUGUUUUUCCAAAAACAAACGGUACAGACACAUGGUUGAUAAACUGGUAAUGAAUCUGCCAAUUGAAGCCAUUAAGGUGUCGCCGGAAUUAAUGGCGGCUUUGAUUUAUCACAGCGCAAGAACAGGUAAUUUCAAACUGGGGAAUAUUUUAAUGAAACAAUACACAGACGAUACGCUUGGUCUGCCGACUAGAUUUUCACCGAACCAGCUGAGUGCCUUGCUUGCCCUUUCGCUAAAAGAGGGUAAAUACGAUAGAGCCCAAGAAAUUCUGAAGUUCGCUAAAGACAACCUUGUACGAUUCAAUGCUAUUGAAUUUAACGAGCUUGUCAGAGCUGCUUUGCACGACAAAAGCAAUGCCACGGCAGCCUGGUCGAUGAUCCUUGCGGCGAAUGCCAAGACUGCGAGGUAUGCGUACAACUCGUACGUCACUCAUAUGAUGGAUACAAAUAAGAUGGAUUUCGAUAAGCUGAAAUACAUAUAUGACCGUGCGAUAACCGGGGUGAGCGAAAAGGACGCUAAUUUCUGGGACUACUGGACGCUGAACUAUUUCAAGUAUAUCCAUCGCAAAUACGGCUUUCAGGCAGGGAUGGCCAUCUACAUCCGUUGUGUAUCCGAAGACCGGGUUUUUGAUGGUCUUGAUUACUACAAAUAUCAGCCUAACCCGUAUCUCAGCAGACAUAACAAAGUUACUCUUCGGUUGAGCGACGAAACACGCCCUUUCAUUGUCCGCGACAUUUUUCAGCGCGCAGUUUCCGACUACAAGCGUGCGGUCAAAGCUAACCAGGAUUACACAAUGGAAAAACAAGCACUGAAGGCGGUGAGCUUAUGGUGCUACCACGAAUGCAAACUGCUUGGACUAAAAGAUUCGGACGUGGCUACAGAUCUGAUAAAAACAAUUAACAAGAAGUCACGGCGUGUGGGAAGCAGCCGACCACAGAAUGCAGACUCGUUCGAAGAAACGUUCUUGACUAAUUUGCUCCAGUACGAAAAGCAGCAUGGAAAAUAG
Molecule: messenger RNA, 1842 nt
Organism: Ogataea parapolymorpha DL-1
Lineage: Eukaryota; Fungi; Ascomycota; Pichiomycetes; Pichiales; Pichiaceae
Exons: 1
Coding region: 1-1842 (613 amino acids)
Source: RefSeq, a predicted model, not a curated record